GUCAUUUUCAUUUAUGAUUUUUUUUUUAAUUCGCGAACUUGAGUUGGUGUGUAGUGUGGCUCUUCACUAUUCUUCAGACGGUCUGUGAAUAAAUUUUUUCAUGUCACGGCCAGGUCAUCGAAUCGUUUAACAAUUUUGGUACGUGGCACGUGAUUGAAUUCCAACAUCCUUCGUAGUUCAUCGAAGCUAGUUAAACCAAGCAAAAAUGCUUUCGAUAAAAGUCAUAUUUUGCCUUGUAGUCCUGCUGCCGACUGCAUGUCUGGGACUUUUAGAGGGAUUAUACUGUGGCACACAAGAUUGCUACAACGUCCUUGGUGUUACUAGAGAAUCAACAAAACAAGAAAUAGCCAAAGCCUAUCGCUCCUUGGCCCGAAAAUACCAUCCCGACUUGCAUCGUGGCGAUGAGGCGAAAAAAAUUGCCGAAGAACAAUUCAAGGCCGUUGCUACCGCCUACGAGAUUCUCAAAGAUGAUGAAUCAAGAAAUGACUACGAUUAUAUGUUGGACAAUCCCAACGAAUAUUAUGCCCAUUACUACAGAUACUAUCGCCGACGUGUAGCUCCAAAGGUCGAUGUGCGUGUUGUCAUCGUCGUCACGUUGACCAUUAUCUCGAUCAUACAAUACUACUCCGGAUGGCAACGUUAUGACUCGGCUAUUAAGUACUUUGCCACUGUUCCUAAAUACCGCAAUAGAGCUCUGGACAUGGCCAAAGAUGAAAUCAACGAGAAGCUAAAUAAGAAAGGACGCAACCGCCUGCCAAAGAGUGACCAGAAGGAAGAACUCGAGAAGAUAAUACGAAAAGUGAUAGAAGAGAAGAUGGAUGUGAAGGGCGGAUAUGCCAAACCCUCUUUUAUGGAUCUUCUAUGGAUUCAACUGUUAAUACUGCCCUAUACUAUCUUUAAAUAUGUCGUUUGGUAUGCAAAAUGGACAUGGAAAUUCACCAUCAACAAACAGCCAUAUGGAGAGGAGGAAAAGCUCUAUAUUAUACGGCGUUUUAUGAACAUGGGACAGAAUCAGUUCCUUUCACUCGAAGAUAAGCAAAUCAACGAAUACUUGGAACUCGAACUGUGGAAAAAGGAGAACUUUUUAGAAUGGAAACAAGAACAGGACGAAGAGAUGAAAAAGUCUCUGGCCGAAAAUGCAAGAUACAAGUCAUAUCGUCGCUAUAUGAAAAAGCAUGGUCCAUCAAGACUUACCUUUGAAGACUAAUUUGUAUUUAAUUAAUUAUUCUUCCAUACACACAUAACUGUAUUUCCUUUUAUAGAAGAAACAAAAAAAAAAACCUACCAAGUUAUUUAUUUCCAUUUAUAUUUAUAAAAAAAAAAUAACCAAUUUAUCUAUCCCGCAUUUUAUUAUGCUUGUUGUGUUAGCUGUUAGGACAGAACAGAACCGAAGUAAAAAGAUCAAGUUUUAUUGAUUUUCAUAACCCAACAUAUGGGAAUAAUUUAAUUUGUAUUUAAUUUCCAAUAUAAAAUCAAAACACUAAUUUUUAUGUAAAUAACAACGCAAUCUAAUAAAUAUAUGCUCAAUUUUAGUAUAAAAUCUUUUUUAAAA
Messenger RNA from Episyrphus balteatus (marmalade hoverfly), 1552 nucleotides. RefSeq names its product dnaJ homolog subfamily C member 25 homolog. The transcript has a single exon. Gene Ontology annotation, biological process: protein folding. Bases 206 to 1207 code for a protein of 333 amino acids. The record is from RefSeq and is a predicted model, not a curated record. Gene Ontology annotation, cellular component: endoplasmic reticulum membrane. Lineage: Eukaryota; Metazoa; Arthropoda; Insecta; Diptera; Syrphidae.